Bombina bombina (fire-bellied toad) is the source of this 2048-nucleotide messenger RNA. RefSeq names its product NFKB activating protein (gene NKAP). Gene Ontology annotation, cellular component: nucleus. The record is from RefSeq and is a predicted model, not a curated record. Gene Ontology annotation, biological process: regulation of gene expression. Bases 144 to 1211 code for a protein of 355 amino acids. Gene Ontology annotation, molecular function: chromatin binding. NCBI's taxonomy places the organism in Eukaryota, Metazoa, Chordata, Amphibia, Anura, Bombinatoridae. The transcript has 10 exons.
CCCUCUAGCCUGAUGGGAACUAGCCGCUGCCAAUUUCCAUCUCAGCUGUUUCCUGUGAACAUUGCAGUUACGUUCCUGUUGCGACGUUACUAGUCCUUUCACUGGAUGGGUUCUAGUCUCUACCCUACUCCAAAAUAAACCGUAUGGCUCCGGUUCACCGUUCCAAGAGCCGCAGCCCGGCGAAGAGGCGCUACAGCAGCAAUGAGCGGUCUCCAGAUAAAAGAUCGCGUAGAUCUAGAUCAAGGGAGCGGGGAGCUUCAAGUGGCCGCCACCGUAGCCGCUCCAGAGAGCCCUCAGUUCGGCCUUACCAUGGCAAACAGUGGGGAGAUUAUUAUGAGAAAGGAAAAGAGGAGAUCCUGAGGCAGAGACAAGAGGCUUUUAUUGCCAGACGUCUAAAAGAGCGAGAGCGGAUUGGUGAACUUGGAGCUCCAGAAGUUUGGGGUCUGUCACCUAAAGUUGCUGAACCUGAUUCUGAUGAACAUACUCCUGUAGAAGAUGAUGAAAAAAACAAAAAAUCUAGCAGUUCGCAAUCUUCUUCAUCAGAAGACAAAAGAAGUAAAAAAAAGAAAAAGAAGAAAAAGGCAUCAAAGAAGAAGCGCAGAAAGCACUCAGAAGACAGCGAGAGUGCUUCAGAAUCUGAUAGCGAAGAAGAUAGAAAGAAAUCAAAGAAAAAGAAGAAAAAGCAGAAAAGGAAGAAGUCAAAGAAAAAGAAGAGUAAGAAAAGCAGAAAAGAAAGCAGCGAUUCCAGCAGUGAAGACUCUGAUGAUGAACAAAUGCAAGAAGAGGACAGCUGGGUCGAGAGAACAAAAAUUAAUACAGAUGAUGCAGAUUUUGUGGGACCAGAACCCCCUAUUACACAUCUCUCACAAGAUGAUAAACCUUUAAACUACGGACACGCUCUGCUGCCUGGUGAAGGUGCAGCCAUGGCAGAGUAUGUGAAGGCUGGAAAACGUAUCCCAAGAAGAGGUGAAAUUGGUCUGACAAGUGAUGAAAUCGCCUCUUUUGAGAAGUCUGGUUAUGUGAUGAGCGGUAGCAGACAUCGUCGUAUGGAGGCUGUGCGUCUGCGUAAGGAAAACCAGAUCUACAGUGCGGAUGAAAAGCGAGCCCUAGCAUCUUUCAACCAAGAGGAAAGGCGCAAGAGAGAAAAUAAGAUCCUGUCUAGCUUCAGGGAGAUGGUUUACAGAAAGACAAAGGGAAAGGAAGAAAAAUAAUGCUGUCCUUUUUUUUUUGUAUGUUUUUUUGUACAGACUAUUUCCAAAAAAACUUUUUUGAAAAUGUAAAUAUUUUUUUUUUGGUGAGGUCUUUUAAACUUUUGGUCUGUCUUUUUCAUACCUUCCUAUUUCCUGCAUUGUAACCUAAAAUAUAAUUUUUUUUUUUUAAUUUUUUUUUUUUAUUUAUUUUUUUAAAUACUUAAAAUUUUGUGCAAGGUAUGUUGGCUUUAGUUCAAUGUUUUAAUAAAAUUAAAACAAAGUAAUGGUAUUCAUGUAUAUUUUAUGAUUAAAAACAUUCUGGAAAUGUUUAUCAUUUUAAGAUAUGCCACCAGACCCAACUGUAUUCUGGUUUUAUUUUUUUCAUAACCUUGUUGCCAAUCUUUAUGUAUAAAAUUUAGUGUUUUGACACGGCCUGUAUGAUUGGUUAAGUGUCUGUGUACAGAUGUCAAAGAAUGUCCCAAAUAUUUAGAAGGAUUGCCAGAUAUUUUUUUUUCAAACUUUUUUGAAAGAGAGAGGAUGUUUUUUUUCUAUUUACAAGUUUCAUUUCCUCCUCCCUUUUUUUUUUUUUUUCUCUCUUUGUUUCAUUCAUCUAGUCAAUUUUUUGUAUUUUUGUUAUUUUCUUUGUUCUUUUGCUUUCUAAUCUUUUUUUUAAAAAACUGCAAACGCUAAAUAUAUUUUUAUGAGGAAUAUAUUUUAUAGUUUUGCCACAUAACAAAUAUUAUUAUAACAAAAAAUUUAUUCAGGUUCAGAACCUUCUCCCCCCCCCUUUUUUUUUUUUUUUAAAUUUUAAAACAAAUAUCAUGUAAUGGUAUCCAACAAUAAAUGUUUAAAAUAAAA